AUGAAUAUAUCUAAAAAUUUUAUAAUUUUUGUAUUUGUAGCUUUUUGCUUAUUUUAAUAAACAUUUUGUUCAUGGGAGUGCAUCACUAUGUAUUCUUGUACUAAUAAAUAUCAAACAGCAAAGUAGUAACAUCCAGAUAUAAUUUUUGAAUGCACUAAAAUAAGUAAAGCUGGGACUCAUUCCUUUGAUGAGACUGAAUUUAUUCAAUGCUUAGAUGAUAUAGGAUUUAAAUAUUCUGAUAUAGUUUCAUUAGAAGUAUGCGUCAUCUAAAAAUGCUAAGGUAUCAAAGAGCUCAUAAAAAGAAAAGAAUAUAUGUAUAAUAAUAAAAGUAGAAAUGUAUUGCCUUAAUGA
Tetrahymena thermophila SB210 is the source of this 351-nucleotide messenger RNA. Its product is annotated as transmembrane protein, putative. Lineage: Eukaryota; Ciliophora; Oligohymenophorea; Hymenostomatida; Tetrahymenidae. The record is from RefSeq and is a predicted model, not a curated record. The transcript has a single exon.